This is a messenger RNA of Diversispora eburnea, 1128 nucleotides long. Lineage: Eukaryota; Fungi; Glomeromycota; Glomeromycetes; Diversisporales; Diversisporaceae. The record is from the annotation of a GenBank genome assembly.
AUGAAACGUAACCGAUUUAGUUAUCGUAGUAGACAUCGUGCAGACAUUCGAACAGAUUUAAAAAUUAGCGAUAUCAUGGUUAAUACAUUACUGUCAUACUUCUGGGCGCAAUAUUCCGAUGCGUACGGAAUUAGACGAAGUAUAUAUCUUACCUCUUUGACAUUAUUCAUAUGUGCAAGUGUUAUAAGUGCACUUGCAAAUAAUAUUUUGCUAUUGAUUGCAAUGAGAAUUCUUCAAGCCUGCGGUGCAUCUUGUGCAAUCUGUGUUGGAGUUGGAGUGUUAAAUGAUAUUUUCAAUCCAAAUGAAAGAAAUUUUGCAUUUGGAAUAUAUUUCGCUGGAUAUUGUGUUGGCGAUUUAUUAGGUCCUGUGAUAGGAGGAUAUUUAGAUCAAUAUUUAGGUUGGAGAUGGAUAUAUUGGUUUCUCACUAUCUACGUUAGUCUCCUUCUUCUCCUUAUACUUAUAUUCGUUCCAGAAACUUAUUACCUAAGACCUUCAUCAUCAUCUGAACUUCCAUUAUCUCGUUCCCUUUUAUCACGUUCACAAAAUAAAUUAAAUCUUUUUAAACCUCUUGGUCUUCUCCUUUAUCCCAAUAUCUUCAUAAUAACAACUUAUAUAAGUUUAAUAAUCACAAUAAUGUUUAUUCAAAAUAUAAUAAUACCAAUACCAUUUACUAUUACCUACAAUCUUUCAACUUAUAUGGUUGGCUUGGUUUAUCUUAUAGCAGGAAUUGGAAAUGUUUUAGGAUGUGUAAUUGGUGGAAAAUUUUCAGAUUAUAUUUUGGAAAAGUCAAUGAAAAAAGAUGAAAAUGGAAAUGUGGAAACUGUAUAUGAGAAAAGAAUCAAUAGUUUUUGGAUUGGUGGAUUUAGUAUUCAUAUGGUAUUUUCUUCAGCAAUUGCAUAUUUAGUUGAUGCAUAUUCAAUUCAUACAGCUUCUAUAAUGUCAGUAAGUGAUUCGUUGGCAUUUAUAUUCUCAGGAAUCAUGACCAUAUUAACCCCUCUCAUAGUAAAUUUAAUAGGAUAUGGUUGGAUGUUUACUAUAUUAGCUGGUGCGAAUUUAAUUGGAAUGAUUUUUUCAAUUUUAGUAUAUUUUAAAGGAAAAAAUUGGAGAGAAAGAAGCAUGCAAGAUUAA